Bathycoccus prasinos is the source of this 1248-nucleotide messenger RNA. RefSeq names its product uroporphyrinogen decarboxylase. Gene Ontology annotation, molecular function: uroporphyrinogen decarboxylase activity. The coding region runs from base 1 to 1248 and encodes 415 amino acids. The transcript has a single exon. The record is from RefSeq and is a predicted model, not a curated record. Gene Ontology annotation, biological process: porphyrin-containing compound biosynthetic process. NCBI's taxonomy places the organism in Eukaryota, Viridiplantae, Chlorophyta, Mamiellophyceae, Mamiellales, Bathycoccaceae.
AUGUUCGCAACUCCCAGCGCACCGUCGUGUUCUUCGUCGACGUCAAAAGUCUUCCUGUCCAGCCGAAGUAAAACCGGGUGGGCUUCUGUUUUGAAAUCAUCGUCGUCGUCAAAAUCGAUCGCAGAUAAGAGGACGAAGACGUUCCGAAAAUCAUCGUCGUCGUCGUCCUCUCCCUCUCGCGUUGUGGUUCGAGCGUCGUCGGAACAACCGAAAGACCCGCUUUUGGUCCGUGCAGCUCGAGGCGAGAAGACCGAACGCCCCCCCGCGUGGAUGAUGCGUCAAGCCGGGAGGUACAUGAAAGUCUACCGCGACUUGGCGGAGAAAACGCCAUCGUUUCGCGAGCGCUCGGAGACGACGGAUUUGAUCGUCGACAUUACUUUACAACCGUGGAGAGCGUUCCAGCCGGAUGGGGUGAUUUUGUUUUCAGAUAUUUUAACGCCGCUACCGGCGAUUGGGAUUCCGUUCGAAAUCGACGAUUACAAAGGGCCUUUGCUGGAUAAAACGAUUCGAUCGGAGGAGGACUUGAAGAUGAUGCACUCGAUGGAUUAUAGCAAAGUUCCUUUUAUCGAGGAGUCGUUGAAAAUUUUACGCAGCGAAGUCGGCGACACGGCGACGUUGUUGGGGUUUGUCGGCGCGCCGUGGACGUUGUGCACGUACAUCGUGGAAGGACAGUCUUCGAGCACGUAUAAGACGAUUAAAUCGAUGGCGUUUAGUAACCCGACGUUGUUGAAGAAGUUGCUGUCGAACGUGGCGGAUUGCAUCGGGGAAUACGUGAUUCAUCAAAUUAACUCGGGGGCGCAGUGCGUGCAGAUUUUUGAUAGUUGGGGUGGGCAGUUGCCGCCGCACAUGUGGGAGGAGUGGUCGAAGCCGUACAUACAGCAAGUGAUUGCAAAGGCGCGGUCGAAGUACCCGAACGUGCCGUUGACGUUGUACGCGAACGGGAACGGCGGGUUGUUAGAGAGGAUGGCGUUGUUAGAUAUCGAUUGCAUAGGUUUGGAUUGGACGAUUGAUAUGGCGGACGGUAGAAAGAGGAUUAAUUCCGUGCAGGAGAAGGCGGUGCAAGGGAACGUGGAUCCAGUAGUUUUGUUUGCCAGCGAAGACGCGGUUGAGGAGGCAGUGAGAACGGUGUGUAAGAAAGCCGGGCCGAAAGGGCACGUGUUGAAUUUAGGCCACGGGGUGUUAGUCGGGACGCCGGAGGAGAAGGUGAAACACUUCUUCGACGUGUCGAAAACGAUCAAGUACGAUUAA